AUGACCUCGUCUCUUUCAAGCAAUCCGGUGGUUGCUGAAGAAAGACCGGCGGAAACAUCCACAGAUCUUACAGAGACGACGACGGAAGCUCCGGAGAAGAAGGUGAGGAAAGGUUACACGAUCUCCAAGUCCAGAGACAGAGUUGGACUGAAGGAGAGCACGAUAAGUUUCUUGAAGCUCUUCAACUGUAAUAUAGCUAAAAAAUCAGGACUCAGGAGCCAUGCCCAAAAAUAUUUUUUGAAGGUUCAGAAAAACGGGACCUUUGCGCACGUGCCACCUCCUACACCUAAGCGCAAAGCUGCUCAUCCUUAUCCUCAGAAGGCAUCAAAGAACGCUCAAAUGUCGCUUCAGGUGUCCAUGCCCUUUUCUACUAAAAUAAGUAACGUGCCCGAGUAUACCUCAUGGGAUGAUGAUACCUCUGUACUGCUUAGCAUAGCCGUAAGCGAGUAUACAUCAUGGGAUGAUGAUACCUCUUCACUGCUUAGCAUAGUAAUAAUGAUUCAUAAAUCAUAA
Molecule: messenger RNA, 513 nt
Organism: Brassica rapa (field mustard)
Lineage: Eukaryota; Viridiplantae; Streptophyta; Magnoliopsida; Brassicales; Brassicaceae
Product: protein REVEILLE 4
Source: RefSeq, a predicted model, not a curated record